AUGAAGUUCAACAAGAGCGUCUCCUCUUCGAGACGGAAGUCGAGGAAGGCGCACUUCACUGCGCCCUCCUCUGUAAGGAGAAAAAUUAUGACCGCCCCCCUCUGCAAGGAGCUCAGGAAGAAAUUCAACGUUCGCUCGCUGCCUAUUCGCAAGGAUGAUGAGGUGAUGAUCGUCCGCGGCCGCUUUCAUGAUCGCGAGGGCAAAGUGAUUCAGGUCUAUAGAAAGAAGUUUGUUGUUCACAUUGAGCGGAUCACUAGAGACAAGCCAAAUGGGGAGAGCACCCCGAUCGGCAUUCACCCCAGCAAGGUGGUCAUCACCAAGCCCAAGUUGAACAAGGACCGCAAGGCUCUGCUGGAGAGAAAGAGCAAAGCCGCCAACAAGGGCAAGUACACCGAGAAGGACGUCGCCCAGGUCGACUAA
Cyclospora cayetanensis is the source of this 420-nucleotide messenger RNA. RefSeq names its product 60S ribosomal protein L26-1. The transcript is spliced from 4 exons. Gene Ontology annotation, cellular component: cytosolic large ribosomal subunit. Gene Ontology annotation, molecular function: structural constituent of ribosome; RNA binding. NCBI's taxonomy places the organism in Eukaryota, Apicomplexa, Conoidasida, Eucoccidiorida, Eimeriidae. The record is from RefSeq and is a predicted model, not a curated record. The coding region runs from base 1 to 420 and encodes 139 amino acids. Gene Ontology annotation, biological process: cytoplasmic translation; ribosomal large subunit biogenesis.